AAGAAGAAAAUAAUGCAAAAACAAGUAAAAUCUAAAACAAAAACAAAGUAACACUUUCUUUAUUUAAAAAUGGCGCCUAUAAAUUAUGAGUGCAUAUUAAAAUAAUGGUGCUGCUGAUGUUAACGAUGGAAUGUGUGUGUGAGAAGCAUUGUUGACGACAUUAACACACCCACGCCCGCGUUUUUUGUCGUGCUUUUUUGCUAUAACCUCAUUAAGACGUGAUCGCCUUUCUUUGCGCUCUUUUAAAUAUUAAUUUUUAAUGACAUUUUGUAUUUGUUUUAAACUUCUUUUUUGCUGGUAAAUAAAAUGCUACACAUAUCCUGCUUUACCAUUCCCGCAAGUUUUGUUUGCUAACGUUUUUUUUCCUUAAUCAAUGCAAGUUUUCCUUUCUCUGUUGGCCUUUCCUCAAGUUAUUUCUCUCUGUGUUUUUGUAUACAGACAUGUUGAAGCAUUAAUACACAUUAAUAUAUAAAAUACCGUUAUUGCAUUAAUUUACAUUUACGGCAUUUCUUCUGUCAUAAUUCAAAUAUUUGCAUUUCAAAAUUGACAUUGUCGUUACGUGGUUGAAAUUAACGGAUUACUUACGUUCGCACGGAUUAUUUGCAAAAGUUUUAAUUUACUUUAAUAUCUGCAGAUACAUAAGCUUUAUAUACGAGGAGUCCUCGUGGCAUGCAACCCUGCAGUCCAACGGGCGUUUUAGCUGUAACCAUGCCUCCUUCAAAAAGUCCCACCAUGGAAUGUGCUGCUGGUCAAAAAUCACCAGAACCCAAUUCGGCAACUUCAUCAUCAGCAACAACUACACCGUUAAGUACCCGCAAUUGUCCCUUGAAAUUUUCCAUAGCAAAAAUUAUGGAACCCGAUCAACGUUCGCAUUCAUCUCAAGCUCUACAACAGGACUCUGAAAGAUCUUGCAGUCCUAUUGAGGUGACCAGUGAUGAUUGUGAAGUUAUUAUUACCACUCCCGCUAAUGCUGCUGAUAAUUAUGAUUCGGCUUUUAAGAAAUAUGUACCCUCGGCCAGUAUGGCUGCAAAUGCUUCCUCUUCAACUGCGGCUGUACAACAGUUUGUUUCUACACGCCAUCAGGAAUUGUUGAGCCAAUAUCCUUUGCUGUACUAUGCAGCUCCCAAUCAAUUAAUGUGUGCUGCUGCUGCCGCCCAAUAUGCUGCUUUGACCGCUGCCCAACAGCAAAAUCUAUUGGCUAGUAGCUCGGCUACUGCCGCUCAUUUGAGUUCAUUUACCGCUUCUCUCAAUACUUUGCAUAGUCAAACUUUGAGAAGACAGCUUUCUCAACCCACCACUAGUCAUCAUUUAGCUGCUGCUGCCGCAGCUGCAGCAGCUGCCCAGGCUGCUCAUCAUCAGGCUUUAGCGGCCGCUCAUCCCCAAUUACCCCAGACUUUGGAGAAAUCACCUGUAAGCCACAAAUCCAGGGAAUCCUCUCAGACUCCUUCCACUCCUUAUCACUCCAACAAACGCAAACAUUCUCCUGCCUCUAGUCACAAUAACACCUCUUCAUCGAUCAGUGAUCCCUGCUCGCCUCCAGAACCUCAACGUGUUCGUGCCGAUUCCCCCAGUUCUUUGGAUGAUAGUCCCAAUUCAGCUAAUGGUGGCAAACAGAAGACAUUUUCCUGCCUAGAAUGUGGAAAAGUGUUUAAUGCUCACUACAAUCUAACCAGACACAUGCCCGUACAUACCGGAGCUCGACCCUUUGUAUGCAAAGUCUGUGGCAAAGGUUUUAGACAAGCAUCUACACUCUGUCGUCAUAAAAUCAUACACACCUCCGAAAAACCCCAUAAAUGUCAGACCUGUGGUAAAGCUUUUAAUCGCUCCUCUACCCUCAAUACCCACACACGUAUUCAUGCCGGCUAUAAGCCAUUUGUUUGCGAAUUCUGUGGCAAAGGUUUCCAUCAGAAGGGCAACUACAAGAAUCAUAAACUCACCCAUAGUGGGGAAAAAGCCUACAAGUGUAACAUUUGCAAUAAGGCCUUUCAUCAAGUUUACAAUUUAACCUUCCACAUGCACACCCACAAUGACAAGAAACCCUAUACCUGCCGCGUCUGUCACAAAGGAUUCUGUCGCAAUUUCGAUCUAAAGAAACAUAUGCGUAAAUUGCAUGAUAUUGGUGGCAAUUUGCAGUUGGAUGAUGAAAGCACCAAUGAUCGUUUGGAAAGACGUAGAGAAUACACUAGAAGAGAAGCCUCCAUAGAAUUUCACAACAGUCAAUUGAAUUCUAAUUCAUCGGAUGGCUCAAUGUCACCGCCCAUCAAUGUAACUACACCACCAUUGUCCAGCAAUGAAGGCAGUAGUUCAGCUUGGCAUACUUCCUCUCAAUAUACAACGAAUUCGCUUAAUUAUCCACCCACAGCAGCGAAUUUAAACCAACCCGCGGUUACUAACUUUAGAACUGCCACGGAUUAUGGCGGUAGUUCGGCAUUCAUAAACUUUGCCCAAAAUUCAGCAACAGCACAUGCUGCCGCUUCAGCGCCCCAUCUUAAUAGCAAUCACAGUCAGCAUCUAACACAAGCCAAUCAUCAGCGUUUAUCAGCCGCUGCAGCAGCCGUUACCGCCAUGGACAAUGUUCCCUUCAUUGCCAAAGUAUUUUGACAUAGAUACUAUGCAGAUUCAUUGGCUACCACGGUCCACAGUCGUCUCUCACCUACUUUUGGGGGUACGACCAGCGGUUCAGCUCACCACAAUACUUCGAAGAG
Lucilia sericata (common green bottle fly) is the source of this 2705-nucleotide messenger RNA. RefSeq names its product fez family zinc finger protein erm. NCBI's taxonomy places the organism in Eukaryota, Metazoa, Arthropoda, Insecta, Diptera, Calliphoridae. The transcript has 3 exons. The coding region runs from base 670 to 2601 and encodes 643 amino acids. Gene Ontology annotation, cellular component: nucleus. The record is from RefSeq and is a predicted model, not a curated record.